AUGCCUUCAACCACACAUGAAGAACUGCAUCAGUCUCUCUAUCCGCGCAAGCAUAAGGGAAUAUUCUCCUCUCUGUCUCAAACUGUAAAUAGACCAGAGUACGAGGAAAAGAUUGCCCAGCGUCUCUCUGAAGCCGUCAAGAUCCCGACUGUAGUCGGCGAUGGAAUGGGCCAUAUGGGAGAGGAUCCGGAAUGGGAGAUUUUUUAUAGCUUCUCACAGUGGCUCAAGAACACAUUUGCACUUAUUUAUGAGCAUUUAACUCACACGACUGUCAAUGAACAUGCUCACCUCUUCACAUGGCAGGGAACGGACCAGAGUCUCAAGCCGCUACUCUUGAUGGCUCAUACCGAUGUCGUUCCCGUGUCAGGCUCUUGUACAGAUACAUGGACAUACGAGCCAUUUUCUGGACACUAUGAUGGGAAGUAUAUCUGGGGACGCGGUUCGGAAGACGAUAAAUCCAACGUCGUGGUCAUCCUGUCAGUCAUUGAGCUUCUGUUGGGGAUUGAUUUCAAACCGGCCAGGACGAUCAUAGUGGCACUCGGCUUUGAUGAGGAGGGAGGAGCUGAGAAGAGCUAUGGCGCUAGAUGUCUAGCUGAAAUUAUUCUGCAGCGGUAUGGUAGAAAUGGGGUCGAGUUGAUUGUCAGUCUACUUACUGCCUUUUAUCUACAACCAGCAACCGCUAAUGAGUCAUUUUCUCCUCAGUUUGAUGAAGGAAUGCCUGGCUUGGAAACUAGGUUCGGUAGAGAAUUUGCAUUGCCCGCGAAUUCCGAGAAAGGAUACCUAGAUGUUAUCAUGAGAAUUAAUACUCCUGGUGGUCACUCCCAGGAGCCACCGGCACACACGGGAAUCGGUCUUCUUGCUCAGGCUAUACAUAUCAUCGAGGACAACCCUUUGCCUCCCAAGGUCUCAGCUGAUAGCCCGGCGGUUGCUUGGCUUCGCGAUGCUGCUUUAUAUGACAAAGCAUUCCCGGACACUUUGCGAUCUGCCUUCAAAGAAAACAUAGACUCCAGUGAGAUUCUUUCCUGUAUAACGACGCAGUUUAAAGAGCUGCGAGGCUUAAUCCAGACAACCACGGCCGUGACGAUCGUGCAUGGAGGAGACAAAGUAAACUCACUACCGGAAUCCGCAUAUGCCAUGGUAAACCACCGGAUCGCGCCCCACGACUCCGUACGUAUCCUCAAGGAUCACUAUAUCUCCCUCCUGGCCCCAUGGGCAAAAAAGCACCAGCUUGCUGUUCACGCAUUCGGAGAGAAUAUCUCCCAGCCGGAGUCUGCUUUGGGCACGUUGACACUCACGUCUGACUAUGACCUCGAUCCCUCUCCGAUUUCAGAUCCCACGGACCCUCGUUUUGAGCUUCUCGCUGGUACCAUCCGGGGGAUUUUCGGGGACCAUAUCGUCGUCAGCCCGACAAUCUUGCUGGGUAAUACCGACACCAGGUAUUACUGGGAUCUAGCUACGCAGAUCUACAGGAUGAGUCCUUGGAGGGCGAGUCAUGACCCACGAGGUACUAGGAUGCAUACCGUCGAUGAGAGAAUGCCUAUUGAUGGGUUGAUGGAAGGGGUGAGGUUUUAUCUUGCAUUUAUUCUGAAUAUUGACGAAUAUAGAUAG
Molecule: messenger RNA, 1608 nt
Organism: Monascus purpureus
Lineage: Eukaryota; Fungi; Ascomycota; Eurotiomycetes; Eurotiales; Aspergillaceae
Source: the annotation of a GenBank genome assembly